This is a messenger RNA of Paramecium octaurelia, 539 nucleotides long. NCBI's taxonomy places the organism in Eukaryota, Ciliophora, Oligohymenophorea, Peniculida, Parameciidae. The record is from the annotation of a GenBank genome assembly.
AUGUAGUUAGAUUAAUUGAUAACAACCUUUGGUUUGGAUUCUUGUGAUGAAAUCCCUUUUCUCAAAUUAUAUGCAAGGAAAUUCAAAAUCUCUCGUCCUUCAUAUAUUGCUUUCAUCGUUGUGUUAUUAGGAUUAGCAUGCAUAAUAUUAGGAAUAGGAAGAGGAUUCUUUAUUAAAAUUAUGACACUGGUUUAUCCAUUCAUCAUGACCUUAGAAGUCAUUGAGACAUAGAGUAAUAUCAUUUAUAUAAGUUUGUUUAGACUACAGGAAUGCUAAACAAUGGUUAUCCUAUUGGGUUAUAGUAAUGAUUGUUCAUUUGUUGGAUGAUUACUUUUAUUGGAUACUAUAUUACUUACCCUAUUACCAUUUCAUUAAGUUCAUCUUUUUUGUGCUACUGUUUCAUCCUAAAACACAGUUUGCAGAGCAUUUCUAUGAUGCAGUAUACAUUUAUAACUACAUGAUAGGUAUUUCAUAGGUGUUAUAUCAACUAUUAAAAAUACAUAUAUUCAAGUAAGAGAAUUUCCAGUUACAAUUAUUGA